Messenger RNA from Esox lucius (northern pike), 3079 nucleotides. RefSeq names its product wingless-type MMTV integration site family, member 1 (gene wnt1). Gene Ontology annotation, molecular function: frizzled binding; cytokine activity. Lineage: Eukaryota; Metazoa; Chordata; Actinopteri; Esociformes; Esocidae. Gene Ontology annotation, biological process: neuron differentiation; canonical Wnt signaling pathway; cell fate commitment. Gene Ontology annotation, cellular component: extracellular region. Bases 244 to 1371 code for a protein of 375 amino acids. The record is from RefSeq and is a predicted model, not a curated record. The transcript has 5 exons.
CGCUCAAUGCACUGCUGCUGUCCAGAGCAUCACUGCAGAGUUAGACAGAGAGCGCGUGAAGAGAACAGCAGCAGUAGCAACUCCCGCAGCAGCAUCCUGCAGCCUCGCCUGGACAUUACACUUCAGCUGAACUACUAGACGAAGACUAAUUUAGCAACCUGUCUGUCUCCUCACCAGAUUCAUUUCAGGCAAUUAUUAAAGGACAGGCUCCUUGUUGUUUAUCACCUCUAAAGUAUCUGUGGAAUGUGGUGUGACACAAUGAGGAUCCUCGCACUGCUUCUGGGGGUGAAAGCCGCGUGCAUCCUGCUGGUUUCUUCGCUCUCAGGCACGGGGGCAGUCAACAAUAGCGGCCGGUGGUGGGGGAUUGUGAAUGUAGCCUCUUCUGCCAACCUCCUCACCAACUCCAAGAAUGUCCAAUUGGUUUUAGACCCCAGCUUGGCCCUGCUGAGCCGACGCCAACGGCGCCUAAUCCGUCAGAACCCAGGGAUACUCCAUGCUAUCUCAGCUGGCCUGCACACUGCUAUCAAGGAGUGCAAAUGGCAGUUCAGGAAUCGCCGCUGGAAUUGCCCGACCACCCACAGCCCGGCAAUAUUUGGCAAAAUCGUCAACCGUGGUUGCCGAGAGACAGCGUUUGUGUUUGCAAUCACCAGUGCAGGGGUGACCCACGCGGUUGCCCGCUCCUGCUCUGAGGGGGCCAUUGAGUCGUGUACCUGUGAUUAUCGUCGCCGGGGGCCUGGAGGCCCGGACUGGCACUGGGGUGGGUGCAGUGACAAUGUGGACUUCGGCCGGAUGUUCAGUCGGGAAUUUGUGGACUCGAGUGAGAGAGGAAGGGAUCUUCGAUACCUCACCAACCUUCACAACAAUGAGGCAGGGAGAAUGACGGUCUCAUCAGAGAUGCGCCAGGAGUGUAAGUGUCAUGGCAUGUCAGGCUCAUGCACCGUGCGGACCUGCUGGAUGCGCCUCCCCAGCUUCCGCGCCGUGGGGGACUUCCUGAAGGACCGCUUCGAUGGAGCCUCCCGCGUCGUCUAUGCCAACAAAGGCUCCAAUCGUGCCUCCCACCGUGCCGACCCACGCCACCUUGAGCCCGAGAACCCCGCCCACAAACCACCGUCGUCCAGGGACCUGGUCUACUUUGAGAAGUCGCCCAACUUCUGCUCCUACAAUGGCAAGACGGGCACCCACGGUACCUCUGGGAGGACCUGUAACAGUUCGUCUCCGGCACUCGAUGGUUGUGAGCUGCUGUGCUGCGGCAGGGGUUUCAAGACCCGGACGGAGAAGGUCACAGAGAGGUGUCACUGUACUUUUCACUGGUGCUGCCACGUUAGCUGCCUCAACUGCACGAGCACACAGACCUUACACCAGUGUCUCUGAUCCCGGGAAACCUGGAGGACAUGGGUUGGGAGACUGGAGUGUGUGGACAGAUUGAAUGCCGGGAGCGCUAGAGUAUAAAUAUAUAUAAAAGUAGGGGAUAAAGAAGCACAAUGCCGAUUACAGGGUGUACAACGUGGGCGUGUGUGGCGCGUGCACAGGCAUGUGCUUGCGUGCGCUUCCUCCAAACGGUGGUACCGUGACAGUUGUUAGUGUGCUCACUAGGUAUUUAAAUGUUGUCGCCAUUCAACCAUGUAGAUUGGAAUGGAAACCAAUCCUCACUAUGGCAACAAAUGUUACAAGACCAGAGACUGAUUGGGUAAAAGGAAGUACUUACACAGGAAAUUGAAUUGUGGCAAGAGAUAAACAAGCGAAAUUAGUCGGAGAGAGACUGGGAUUUAAGGCUCUUGCCCUCUUCGACCUUACAAGAUACUGCAGGAGUAAGGGGAGAGCGGACACUGUGUCAGACAGAUGUCUCUGUGGCAAAGGAACCACAAGCACGGUCUCUCAUAAACCGGUGAGGAACUCUAACAAGAGGGUGUUUAUUUUAGACAUCCCUGUUUUGUUUUCAUUUGCUUGCCGUUCUACUAUUCUCACAUAGAACUGUGUGAAGUUACAAUCUCCCGGGAUGUGCAGUCCUCUCCCCCCAAUUGCUAUGUACUUUGGUCCUGGACGAGGGCCAAGCCGUUAUGAUUUCCCUUCUUGCUCACCACACUCGCCCUCUUUGUUUAGAUUGCUCUGGAAUCCGCUACACCUCAACCCGGAGUUACCGCGGCGAUUUUCUGAACCACGGUUACUGACGUUAAAUUGCUCGACGUUGUAGCCGCGUCCAAGGAUAACACAAACAUUUUAGACAAUUUUAUGUCAACCUGGAAUUCAUUAGGACAGGAUCUGUAACGUGUCUGAAUGGUUUGAAUGUAGUGCCAAUACACUGAAUUAGAUUAAAUAAAGUAGAUGUAUGUGUUGGUAGGAGAUCGAUAGUGGCACUCCAGGAGAACUGAGUUUGACCUGCUAAUUAGUGAGGUUGCAGUCAACCCUGCAGCCUAUUACUAUUAUCCUAUGGUAUACCUUCUAUGCUGACAAAGACUCAAGACAUUGCUCUGCUUGGGCAAAAACACAUGGUUUGUGUAGUAUAAUCUAAUAUCAUAUUUCUCAAGUUUACAGUGGACAGACAGAAGGUUUUACAAUUUAGCAGUGCACAUAGAAAUAGAUAAAUAAAACUGUUUCCCCCAUUGUGAAGCUGUCAGAGUUAAUUAGCACCAUUUAUCCAUUAUAUUUCUAUGGCUGUGCCCUAUAAAUUCAAGGGAAAACCUUAAAAAAAACUGCCACUACAAAGGGUGUAUGUAUUAUAUAUCAGCUAAAAGAAACCAAAAAGUUGUAAAUAAUAUGUAUAGAAAUAUAUAUAUAGAAAUAUAUAUUUAUGCUGAAGUUACUUGCAAUGUUAGAGAAGAAUGAAAUGUGCACCUGUUACAAGCCAAUGGAUGAAACAAGAAAAUGUUCUAUCAAUAGUGAUGUCAAGCAAUGUUUUUAUUGAACUGUUAUUCAAGUCUGUUAGCAUACACAGAUUUGUCAAGGGCCGCAAACAGAAGUUCGUCUUUCUACUUUCAAAAUUUUCCCUUAACACAUGUUUGUCAUGCACUGAAUAUUACCAUCCUGGUCUAUGUAAAUACAAAAAUAUUUAUUAUUACUAUGGAUGUUUUAUACUGUUAUA